CAAAAUUUAUUUGAUCAUUAAUUGUGAUUAAACACUGCUAGUUGUAGCGUUUGCUGCCACUGUACUGUGUGCAAAACACACACAAAUCUAUGUGUAUAUAUGUUGCAUCAAUGGCUGCGUAAUUCACAGAAGCUCCAAUUCGUGGGACUCUAAAUUAUUGAUUCCGAUUCCCUCGAAAAGUAAUUGACGGCAGUAAAAGAAUCUCACACUUUUCGAAAUUUGCUUUUUGCUGCCGUCUACAUAUAAAAGCAGCUCCCUUUUGCAAUCAAGAUUUGUUUUUUAUUGCAUUUUGAAGUCUUUGAUCUUCACAUUGGGCUUCAGGAAAAAUGCCCGAGGGAAUAACAGCCGAGGCUCUGAUGAGCAAUAUCAUGGAGACGUUUUCAGAUAGCGCAUCAAAGAACAAAACCGUGUCGUUCUUUGAAGAGGAGAGAUCGAAUUCUGUAACUUAUCGGUUCAACAGAUUGUUUGGGCGUGAAAAGCCGGUCCACCAUCUUUUAGGAGGUGGAAAAUCUGCUGACGUGCUGCUGUGGAGGAACAAGAAGAUCUCAGCCGGUGUUCUAACUUCUGCCACGGCUGUUUGGGUGCUUUUCGAAUGGCUGAAUUACAACUUCCUUACACUCGUGAGCUUCGCCCUGAUUCUCGGGAUGCUCGCUCAAUUCGUCUGGAAGAAUGCUUCCGGCUUCCUGAAUAGAUCCCCGUCUAAGCUGCCUCGUCUCGUUUUGCCCGAGGAGGUCUUUGUCAACAUCGGCAAGGCGAUAGGAUCUGAGGUGAAUCAUGGUUUGAGAUUCUUGCAGGAUGUUGCCUCUGGAGAAAACAUUAAACACUUUCUAGUGGCUAUUGCUAGCUUGUGGGCUGCUGCCGUAAUCGGAAGCUGGUUUAAUUUCUUGACAGUGAUAUACAUCGGUUUCGUUGCUGCCCACACAUUGCCCAUCUUGUACGAGAGAUAUGAUGACCAAGUCGAUGCGUUCGUCUACAACGUGCUCGGGCAGCUCCAGCAGAACUACCGGAAGCUGAACUCCGGCGUCCUCAGCCAAAUCCCCAAGGGCAAGGUGGUGAGGGCAAAGAAGGCUGAGUAGAUUUUGAAGCAACAAGGCAUGACUUCUACUUUGAAUAACAUAUCUCUGUUUAUUCCUACUUUUUUAUUCCAACUUUUUAUACAAUGUUUAUUUAGUUA
Messenger RNA from Salvia hispanica, 1174 nucleotides. RefSeq names its product Reticulon family protein. NCBI's taxonomy places the organism in Eukaryota, Viridiplantae, Streptophyta, Magnoliopsida, Lamiales, Lamiaceae. The record is from RefSeq and is a predicted model, not a curated record. Gene Ontology annotation, biological process: response to bacterium.